CAAUAUUAUACUACAGCCAUAUUAUGCAUUGACCCUGGCCCUCGCUGCAAAAACUCGACUUAAACUCUUCCUUCAACCUAGACUCUUAUAAAUCUCCGUUCGUCGUGCCAUCCCACUGGAAGAAACGCUGUCACAGUUAUUGAUAAUAUAAUAGCUUAUCUGUAUAGCCAAGCCUGUACCAACUUUACUAGCCCAAUUCAGAUCACGAGAACCAUCCACGAGAAAUGCGAGCGAUAUGCACUGUUCAUUAGCGUGGCCUGGACACCAGGUGCCAAGUUAGGGGCUAUUGAAUGGCUUUACAUUCUAAUUAUAACAUCCCUUCUCUAGCCUUCAUUUUGUUAUCGCUGCGAGCACGGGACAUGUCAUGCGCCCACAAAGAAGAUAUGCGUAGCGGCCUAUCUGACAGUAUCUCUCAGGUACGAGACCAUACAUAUACCACAAUAAAGCCUGAAUCAUAUCUGCGUUAUCUCUCUCUCCUAACAAUGACUACAGUUUCGUUCAGAGAGAAAAUCAAAGGCAUAGGCGGCGAUGCAUCGUACGAGGCAAAAGCUCGCGUCUUCCAGGAACAACUUGAAGCUAAGAUUCCAGCAAAUCUCAGACUCUCACCAGCGAUUCUUGAGGACCCGCCUCUUGAUGUUACUCGCAUCCCCGAGACAUGUGGCUUGCUCACUCUCCAAGAAUUAGCUAUUACCGAGCUGGAUGCAACUGCCGUGUGCCAAAGGAUCGCUGCAGGCAAGCUGACUGCAGUUGAUGCUGUCACUGCCUUUGGAAAACGCGCAGCUAUCGCUCAUCAACUCACGGCUUGCAUAAAACAGGCGCAACAGCUGGACGAGUACUUCCGGAAGGAAGGCAAGGUCAUUGGGCCACUGCAUGGAUUGCCAAUUUCAAUCAAAGGCAUGCUUCCGGUCAAGGGGACAGUUGGGUCUGCAGGCUUCCUCAUGAACAUCGAAACUGCGACCGAAGACUGUGAUAUGACAAGAAUUCUGCGUUCACUCGGAGCAGUAUUUGUAGUCUUCUAUGUCAAGACAAAUCAGCCGCAGACUUUGAUGCACCUUGAGUCCAAGUCUACCUACGGCCGAGUCUUGAAUCCCUACAAUACAGAUCUUACUGCAGGAGGAUCUUCUGGCGGUGAAUCAGCCCUUGUUGCAAUGAAGGGCUCUUGCAUAGGUGUGGGCACCGAUGGCGGGGGAUCCAUUCGAGCCCCAUCCGCCCAUUGUGGUAUAUAUGGGUUCCGUCCAUCUUGUCGGACGACGCCCCUCCAUGGGGUCCUAUGGUAUCAACCUGGUCAGGAUGGAUUCUUCAGUUCUGCAGGCCCAAUGUGUCGCUCAGCACGAGACAUGCGACUUUUCCUUGAAGCUGUGCUUGGAGCCAACCCUGCACUCCUGGAUCCAGACGCGUUGCCAGUGCCACUGAAAGUGCCAGACCUAACCAAGAAGAAACUGCGUAUAGGAAUCAUGAUGCACGACGGGGUUGUGAUGCCCCAUCCCCCAACCAUUCGGGCACUGAAGUGGGCGAAGGCAAAGCUAGAAGCCUCGUCAGAGGUCGAGGUGGUGGACUACCCCCCGUAUGACCACGAUCGCGGAUACAGCAUAGUUCGCGAGCUCUACUUUGAGGAUGGAGGAGCCACAGUUCGACGCAUUCUGAAGGAGAGUGGAGAAGAGAUGCAUCCCCUGACAGAGUGGGUCAUCAGUCCACCACACGUGAGAGAUCAUGAUGCCGCAGAAGUUUGGAAGCUGCGUGAUGAACGUGAUAAUUACAGGAGAGAAUACUCUGAUCACUGGUGGUCCCAAAAUGUCGAUGUCGUCCUUUGUCCACCCUUCCCAGGUACAGCCAGCCGUCAUGACACCGCAAAGUACUGGGGCUACACUGCCAUCUGGAAUUUACUGGACUACCCUGGGACGGCUUUCCCGUCAGGUUUCGUCGCUGACCCAGCCAUUGACAUAUAUCAGGAACCACCCAGCCCAAUGAGCGCGGCGGAUGAGUACAACCUCUCCCUGUAUGAUGCAAUGAAAUUCAAAGGGGCUCCUGUAUCGCUGCAGAUCGUGAGCCGUAUAUACAACGACGGUUUAGUGCUGGCUGCACAGGAAGUAGUUGAACGCAUACUCAAAUCUUAGGCACUCUUAGUGUUGUGAAGCGCAACGAAAACUGAAGCUUGUCUGGAUCGUUACCGUAGAUCAUCUAUGUCAAACCCCAUAUUACUAGUUUCGUCAGCCGGAGCAGAUGUUAGCUGACAGUCUUUUUCCUCUUACCACACCUUAAAUCACCAUUGUCGACCGAG
Messenger RNA from Suillus subaureus, 2278 nucleotides. Its product is annotated as amidase signature domain-containing protein. NCBI's taxonomy places the organism in Eukaryota, Fungi, Basidiomycota, Agaricomycetes, Boletales, Suillaceae. The record is from RefSeq and is a predicted model, not a curated record. The coding region runs from base 291 to 2114 and encodes 607 amino acids. The transcript is spliced from 12 exons.